This is a messenger RNA of Hipposideros armiger (great roundleaf bat), 3497 nucleotides long. It is a transcript of the gene CSNK1D, whose product is annotated as casein kinase 1 delta. The coding region runs from base 342 to 1571 and encodes 409 amino acids. The record is from RefSeq and is a predicted model, not a curated record. Gene Ontology annotation, molecular function: protein kinase activity; ATP binding. The transcript is spliced from 10 exons. Lineage: Eukaryota; Metazoa; Chordata; Mammalia; Chiroptera; Hipposideridae. Gene Ontology annotation, biological process: protein phosphorylation.
GCUAGGGGAAGUGACGUCACAGCGCGAUGGCGGCGGCUCUUUCAGGCAGCUGAAGGGGGAUUUAGGCCCGGAAGAUCCGAGUCCAUCCGCGACGGGGAGAGGGCGAGCGGGGCCGAAGGGGGCCGGAGCACGGGCGGCGGCGCUCGGACUAUCCCAUCCGCCCCUUAUUGAGGCGCUGGGAGCGGCGGCGCGGCCGGAAAGCGAUGGUGAAAGCGGGGCCGUGAGGGGGGCGGAGCCGGCAGCCGAACCCGCAGUAGCGGCAGCAGCGGCGCCGCCUCCCCGAGCUCAGACCCAGGAAGCGGCCGGGAGGGCAGGAGCGAGCCUGGCCCGCCGCCGCCGCCAUGGAGCUCAGAGUCGGGAACAGGUACCGGCUGGGCCGGAAGAUCGGCAGCGGCUCCUUCGGAGACAUCUACCUUGGUACGGACAUUGCUGCAGGAGAAGAAGUUGCCAUCAAGCUUGAAUGUGUCAAAACCAAACACCCUCAGCUCCACAUUGAGAGCAAAAUCUACAAAAUGAUGCAGGGAGGAGUGGGCAUCCCCACCAUCCGGUGGUGCGGGGCGGAGGGGGACUACAACGUGAUGGUGAUGGAGCUGCUGGGGCCGAGCCUGGAAGACCUCUUCAACUUCUGCUCGAGGAAGUUCAGUCUCAAAACUGUCCUGCUGCUUGCCGACCAAAUGAUUAGUCGUAUUGAGUACAUCCACUCUAAGAACUUCAUUCACCGGGACGUGAAGCCCGACAACUUCCUCAUGGGGCUGGGCAAGAAGGGCAACCUGGUGUACAUCAUCGACUUCGGGCUCGCCAAGAAGUACCGGGACGCCCGCACCCACCAGCACAUCCCCUACCGCGAGAACAAGAACCUCACGGGGACCGCGCGGUACGCCUCCAUCAACACGCACCUCGGAAUCGAACAAUCUCGAAGGGACGACCUGGAGUCACUGGGGUACGUGCUCAUGUACUUCAACCUGGGCUCUCUGCCCUGGCAGGGGCUGAAGGCCGCCACCAAGAGACAGAAGUACGAGAGGAUCAGUGAGAAGAAGAUGUCCACCCCCAUCGAGGUGCUGUGCAAGGGCUACCCUUCUGAAUUUGCCACAUACCUGAAUUUCUGCCGUUCCUUGCGUUUUGACGAUAAACCAGACUACUCAUAUCUGAGACAGCUCUUCAGGAACUUGUUUCACCGCCAGGGCUUCUCCUAUGACUACGUGUUUGAUUGGAACAUGCUCAAAUUUGGCGCCAGCCGGGCUGCUGACGAUGCGGAGCGCGAACGCCGGGACCGCGAGGAACGACUGAGGCAUUCCCGAAACCCAGCCACCCGGGGCCUGCCCUCCACUGCCUCAGGCCGGCUGAGGGGGGCACAAGAAGUGGCUCCCCCCACGCCCCUCACCCCUACCUCACACACUGCUAACACCUCUCCGCGGCCCGUGUCCGGCGUGGAGCGCGAGCGGAAAGUGAGCAUGCGGCUGCACCGUGGCGCCCCUGUCAACAUGUCCUCGUCCGACCUCACGGGCCGGCAAGACACGUCCCGCAUGUCCACCUCGCAGAAUAGCAUCCCUUUCGACCACCACGGCAAGUAGCUGCACGGCCCGUCCCGCCCCGGCGGAAGGCGGCACUGGAUUCCCGGUCGGGUGGCGUCCAGUGGUCUGCAGUCUGUCGUGCACCGAUGAGAACGCUCCUUUUUGCUGUGAAGGGCACACAGUGAAUGCAUGGCUGAUCUACUCUGUUACAUGGCUUUACUAGUGACGCCCCCCGGGCUAGAGCGCCGGGGGUUCUCCAGGCCACCCACCCAGCAACGCCCAUGGGGAGACAAAACAGACUAAACGGACAGACUCCAAGCGCUGCCACCGCCAGGGGCUCCACUGAGGCCCUCCCGCGUGAACUCUUGUCCCGGGGCUGGGAAGAGAAGCAGAGGGAGACGGCUGCCGAGAACCCACUCCGGCCAGGAGCCUUGCAGCCUCCCUCCCGCGGUGGCACGCCCGUGCUCCCCGACGAGUCUGCUGUAACCACCGACCUACUUGGUUCAGACAGUUUUGUAUCAUUUUGCUAAAAAUUAUUGGCUUAAAUCUGUGUAAAGAAAUCUUUUUAUUGUUUCUUUCUCGUCUGUUUUUGCGGUCUUCAAAAAGGUGUUGACUUGAAAGAACUCUGACAGACGCUGGCGUGGAAUUUUCUGUGCAGGAUGGAGUGAGGCAGGGCGCCGGCACACGCGAAACUCAGGCACCUGUUUCCUGGUUUGGUUUUGUUGUGUGGUCCACUGUGGAAAGGGGAUUUUCUCUCAGAAAUUGUCACGUGUAUACGCGUGUGUAAGUAACGUGUGUGUCUGUGUGCUGUGUGUCUUGUGACCUCAUUCACCCGGUUUUGGCUGUCACCCCCCGACCGUGACUGAAAUGCCGGCAGCCAUUCGAUCUUCCCAGAUGCGAGAUGGAAGCCAGGCGCUGAAGACUCGGAGCCGAGGCUUUCUGUGUGUCGCUGGGCUAGGCCCCUCAGGGUCAUGUAUGGUUAUUUUGGUGGUGGUGGUGGUGGUGGCCUCAAUGCCUUUGAGUUUGGGAAAUUUUCUGAACAGACUGUAAAUAUCAGCAGCGAGGAUUGGCCCUUAAUGUGUGUUAAUGUGUGUGUCCUCAAAACCAAGGCCGUGGCCGUCCACAUAGGUGCCAGGUAUGCCGGAAGGCAGCGGGCCCAGGGAUCUUCUCUGAAGUGCCAAGACGCAGUGACUCGGAGACCUGACGGUCCAGGAAGGCGUGGUCAGGCGUGGCCAUGACUUCGUUGGCAUGGAGUGAACCCCAGCGGUCCAGGAGCGGGCCCCGCUGAGGCUCGCCGGAAAGACUGAGCGGCCAGGCUCGUGGCUUUCCUGAGCCGCUGUCUCCUCUCGUUUUGCGGCAUCAGAGGCACCUGGUGACGGUGGCAGCCAGCAGACAGGAGCCCCCGUCUCGGGGAAAUGAGGUGCAAUAUGUAUAUUCGUGGGUACUGUCACAGGUGGCCCUGUCACCCACUGCGGAGUGUCGUUUGCAAACUGUGUGUUGUAGGCAGCUAGGGGCCUGGAAAGUGGCCGGGUCUGUCUCUCUUCGCCCAAAGCCCCGGCACAGGAGUGCUGAUAUGGGACGCUGGGCUGGGGACGCCGACAUGCAGGCUGUGGCUGCUCUGCAGGGCUGGGGGGCCGGAGAGGGGGGGCUUGGAUAGGUGGGGCUCGCGUGGUGGCCCAGCACCUUCCGCAGGCAGACUCCUCCCUCAGGAGGUGGGACGGCCGUACCUGACUGGCGCAGUGCUGGCGGUGGCUCGGCCACUUCUGGCCUACACCCAGGCCUGCAACCUUUUGGACGGGGGCUGGGCCUGAGCCCACACUCAGCAGUGCCUGGGGACAGUGCUGGUGCCCACCACCUGUGGGAACGUAGCCGCGUAUCUGUACAGCCUGGGAUGGUGGCCAGUCUGCCCUGCGCAUUUGUAUGACCACUGUAUUUGUGUACUUAACACCGUGUCAAGUAAUAAAUUCAUGACGACGUGUACCUUUC